CUUAUCAGUUGCUUGUAGAACUGCCUUUAGCAGCAGUAAAUUGGGGUCCGAUGAUAUCAUUCUCACCAUGAAAGUUUGUGGAGAUUUGUUUCUUCACAGCUCUUUAGAUUGCAUCCAAACAAUUCAAAGAGGCUGAGGCUUUGACUUUUGAAGUAAAUGAAUCAACAUCAUUCUUUUUCUGUUGCUUCUUCUUUGAGAUCUGGUCCCACCUUUGUCUCUAGAAUAACUUGGGAGGCAAAGGAGCUCAUGAUCUCCCCAAUGACAACAAGGUGUGUAGAUUCCUUUCUUUUUAAAAGAUAAGAGAUCAAAUCAUCAACCUUCCACCAGUGAUUGGAAACGAUGUUUAUUCGGCCUCAUUCUGUCUGAUGCUGCAUGGUGAGUUUAUUGGAUGUUUAUUGGUAAGAUAAAUGUGAAUUCACUGUCAUGCAUCUCCAUUAAACGAACGUAAAUCCAUGUAAAAAAGCGCGGAGGUGGCCUCCUGGGAUCGGAGCAGUGGUGGGAAGCUCCAGCACAGGGUUAAAGGUACAGUAGCGUGCGUCAGCUGAUGCGUAACGUCACGUAACGAGCGCGCAAUGAGGAGGGGGCUGGUCCUCGGUUUCGGAGCCCCGAGCUGCGGCGGCUCCCAUCAGCUUCCUGCCCGCCGCAGCGCCCCACAACACGGACGGUGCUCAUCCCGGAUCAUGCGCCUGUCCCCGGCUCUGCUGCAGGAAGUUGGGCUUGUUUCCUCCUCCGUCUCUCUCCUGCGGUCGCCCUCUGUGACAGCCGCCUCCGCAGCCCCGUCUCCCCCCCCUUAGCUUCUGCCUUUUUGUUGCAGCUUUUGCCUCUCCUCGUCCGGUACAGAGUGCCCAAGAUUCCGGCGCCGUAAAGCCAGAUACCGACACCCCUCCACCCACCCCUCCACCCACCCACUCCCCUGCGCUCCCGGCCGGGGAGAGCAGGUCAUGGAGGGCCUGGUGGAGGAGAAGGAGCCGAUGGAGAAGUCAAUGCCUCUGCCCACUCUGAGUCCAGCCGUGCCCCCCUACGUCACUCUGGGCCUGACGGUGGUCUACACGGUCUUCUACUCCCUCCUCUUCAUCUUCGUCUACGCGCAGCUCUGGCUGGUCCUGCGGUACCGACACAAGCGGCUGAGCUACCAGACUGUGUUCCUGUUCCUGUGCCUGCUGUGGUCGGCGCUGCGCACAGUCCUCUUCUCCUUCUACUUCAGGAACUUUGUCACUGCCAACACUUUGGGGCCAUUUCCCUUCUGGCUGCUCUACUGCUUCCCAGUCUGCCUGCAGUUCUUCACUCUCAGUCUCAUGAACCUUUACUUUGCACAGGUUGUUUUUAAGGCCAAGUCGAAAUACGCUCCAGAGCUGCUGCGGUACAGGCUGCCGCUGUACCUCCUCUUCCUGUUCAUCAGCCUGGUGUUUUUAGUUGUAAAUUUAGUGUGUGCGGUCUUGGUGAGGAUGUCGUUUGCAGAGGCGCACACCAUAGUCCUGGUGAGGGUCACUAUCAACGACACGCUGUUCGUCCUGUGUGCCAUCUCGCUCUCCCUGUGUCUGUACAAGAUCGCCAAGAUGUCGCUGGCCAAUAUUUACCUGGAGUCUAAGGGAACGUCUGUGUGCCAGGUAACAGUGAUUGGAGCCAUCGUCAUCCUCCUCUACGCAUCCAGGGCAUGCUACAACUUGGUCGUGUUGGGACUCUCAAACAAGAAUAUUAACUCAUUUGACUACGACUGGUACAACGUGUCAGACCAGGCAGAUUUGCAGUCAACUUUGGGCGACACCGGCUACAUCGUCUUUGGGGUGAUUCUGUUCAUCUGGGAGCUGCUCCCCACCUCUCUUGUGGUGUUCUUCUUCAGGGUUCGGAAGCCUAACCUUGACAGGAGUGGCUCUGGCCUUCCCGGUCAUGUCUUCUCCUCGAGGGCGUAUUUCUUCGACAACCCCCGUCGAUACGACAGUGAUGAUGACCUGGCAUGGAGCGUCAUGCCUCAGAACAUACAAGCCAGCCUGGCUGCCGACAGUUACGAAUGGGGGAGCCAGAGCAGUGGAAUCGGUGCCUACGUUUGCGGCGAAGACAGUUACAGCUUCCCCUCUCCUCCAGAGGAGCUCAGCCAUUACUGA
Messenger RNA from Menidia menidia (Atlantic silverside), 2102 nucleotides. The record is from the annotation of a GenBank genome assembly. NCBI's taxonomy places the organism in Eukaryota, Metazoa, Chordata, Actinopteri, Atheriniformes, Atherinopsidae.